Messenger RNA from Suillus plorans, 1260 nucleotides. RefSeq names its product chaperonin 10-like protein. NCBI's taxonomy places the organism in Eukaryota, Fungi, Basidiomycota, Agaricomycetes, Boletales, Suillaceae. The record is from RefSeq and is a predicted model, not a curated record. The coding region runs from base 1 to 1260 and encodes 419 amino acids. The transcript has 7 exons.
AUGACUUCUGUGACUUCACAACGUGCUGUGCGGUGGCACCCGCCCUCUCAUGAUAUCCGUAUUGAAACCCUUCCCAUUCCAAAGAUUGAGCACCCAGAUGAUGCGAUAGUAAAGAUUCAGCUUGCUGGGCUGUGUGGUAGUGAUUUACAUAUGUACCGUGGAACAGCGGGGCUCACGGAACCUUGCAUCAUGGGCCACGAGUUCAUCGGUGAAAUUGUUGCCCUCGGUGCGAGUUUUCAUCCCAGCUCUACAGGUCGACCGCACUUGUAUUCCACACUUCAUAUCGGCGAUAAGAUUGUCUCGCCGUUUACUGUCUCUUGUGGAGAGUGCCAUUUUUGCAGAGUAGGAUUUACGUCCCGUUGCAUCGAGUCCCGCCUAUUUGGCACUCCUCUGACUCCAGGAGGACAAGCUCAAUAUGUUCGCGUUCCUCGGGCCGGAGGCACCUUGUACAGUCUGCAGGACAUUCCUGAUGGAUCUUCACUUGCCGACUCCUCUUUGCUGUUACUGUGCGAUAUUCUUCCGACUGGAGUAUUUGCCGCAUUUCAGGCACUCAGUCACGCCAAAACCUUACCCUUUACAACCAGACAACCUUAUCCGCUUAGUGCGAGUCCGCCACAGAUUGGAGAUGCUUCAUUUUUACCCUUCUUAGAAGAAGAUAAAUCAUUGACUAUGGCGGUGAUAGGGCUUGGCCCCGUGGGGGUGUGCGCGUGUAUCGCUCUCCUUGACAUGCUCGUCACGCGAAAGCUGAAGUUCAAUGUGAUAGCCAUUGACCCGAACGAAGCCAGGAGGGCAAAAAUGGCAUCAAUAUACUCAACUAUCGGCGGCAACUACCAGUUUGGUGCAUUUCAAGUAGCUGACACCAACAAUGUCAAAGAACUUGUUGCAAAUUUGACCAAGGGAUUCGGUUGCAACGCUGUUCUAGAAGUUGUUGGUAAUACCAGUGCGCUUCGGCUAGCUUACGAACUUGUACGGCCGUUUGGCUGUAUCAAUUCUGUUGGGGUUCACAGUGAUCAUAUUGUGCCGUAUAAAGGGGUUGAGCUUUACGACAAGAAUGUAUCACUUGACUUUGGUCGGUGUCCAGUGCGUGCUAUGUUCCCAAUGGCACUGGAACUACUCCUGAAAAGGCAGGAUGUACUGGGAUCGGUGGGUGGGGAAACGAGCUUGGUGGAGAAAAUAGCGAGUUUAGAUGAUGCAGUGCAGAUAUAUGACGACUUUGACAAAGGGAAAUGCGGGAAGGUUUUAUUCGAUCCAUUCAAGUAG